AUGAAGCUCCUCACCAAGGAAGAAGAAGACGCUCACUACAGAGCAGUCCUAAAAGGCGGCACAAUCGGCACCGUCCUCGGUCUAAUAGGCGGCUACGCCGGCGUCCUCGCCGCAUCCCGCCGCUACCACACAAUCCGCAACCUAACGCUCCCCAUGAAAGCCUUCCUCGUCACCUCCUCGGGUACCUUCGUCGGCAUCAUCGCAGCCGACAACUCAUCCCGGAACUUCGAAGUUGAGCGCAACGCCGACCAGCAAUGGUACCAGAACCGGGAGCAGCGGCUGCGCGAGGAGUCGCUGCAGGGGAUGAGUUUCAUGGAGCGGUCGCUGGCGUGGGCGAGGAAGGAGAAGUAUACGAUUGUUACCGCGACGUGGGUGGCGUCUAUGAUUGGGAGUUUUGUGCUGGUGGGACGCAAUCCGUACCUCAGUGGACAGCAGAAGAUUGUCCAGGCGCGUGUUUAUGCGCAGGGUUUGACGCUUGCGGUUCUGGUUGCUUCUGCGGCGUUUGAGAUCAGUGAUCAGAGGAAGGGGAAGGGGAUUUUGAAGAAGAAGUUGGAGGAGAAGGAGGCUGCUGAUGGGAAGUCUGGUGUUGUUGUUGAGGAGGAGCCUGUUAGGCAUCAGCAGAAUGAGGGGCAGGGUGAUCUCUGGAAGGAUAUGGUUGCUGCUGAGGAGGAGCGGUUGAAGAAGAAGCAUCAGAGUGUUUGGGAACAUCCUGAGUUGCAUAAGGAGGGUCAGCAGCAACAGCAGCAGCAGGCUAAGGAGGUUAAGGAGGAGAAGACGCAGCAGUGA
Molecule: messenger RNA, 786 nt
Organism: Aspergillus oryzae RIB40
Lineage: Eukaryota; Fungi; Ascomycota; Eurotiomycetes; Eurotiales; Aspergillaceae
Product: HIG1 domain-containing protein
Exons: 2
Coding region: 1-786 (261 amino acids)
Biological process (GO): mitochondrial respiratory chain complex IV assembly
Cellular component (GO): mitochondrial inner membrane
Source: RefSeq, a predicted model, not a curated record